Molecule: messenger RNA, 6006 nt
Organism: Apodemus sylvaticus (European woodmouse)
Lineage: Eukaryota; Metazoa; Chordata; Mammalia; Rodentia; Muridae
Product: zinc finger protein OZF-like
Exons: 5
Coding region: 364-2043 (559 amino acids)
Biological process (GO): regulation of DNA-templated transcription
Source: RefSeq, a predicted model, not a curated record
GGUCUCGCGGUGGACCCUAGCCUUGGUUUAUCAGACACACCAGGAAGCCAGUUAGAAGCUGCCUGCGAGCCUGUUUGCUGACUGGGAGCGCGCGAAGCUGUGGGGGGAGGACCACUGAGGAGCGUCGCGCGUUCCCGAACCCCAAAGCGAAUCCCAAACACCUGAGUGAGAACAAACCAACCCCGGGCAGCCUGAUGAAAGGAAGCCGCCUGCCUAGUCCCAUGGGUACCAUUGAGCAAUGGAAAUCCUAGUAUGUGAUACCCUGAUUUCUGCAGCUCUACGUUGUUGGCAGUGGAACCCAGAAGAGAACUAGCCAACUCCUGAAGGUUUACGCCAUGGCCCAAUGUAUCCUUUUAGGGACUGAUGACGUUCAGAGAUGUGGCCGUAGACUUCUCUCCAGAGGAGUGGGCGUGUCUGAGCCUGGAACAGAGGAAUUUAUACAGAGACGUGAUGCUGGAGAGCUACAGCCACCUUGUCUCAGUGGGACUUUGUGCUUAUCGGCCACAUCUAUUCUCCAUGUUGGAAAAAGGACAAGACCCCUGGAUGAUUUUGAGGGACGCAACAAAAGGACCUUAUUCAGACAUAGAUUUCAGUUCUCAGAACAAGAAGUUAUCAGCAAACCCUAGCAUAUCUGAAGAAUUGUGUCAAUGGGAAAUGAAGGAAUAUUUUAGAAAACACCAUCUUGAAGAUUUCUGCUUUGGAGAUGACUGGGAAGGCAAAAGUCAGUUUCAAAGGCAUCAAAAUCAGGAAUAUUUUAAGCAACUGGCAGUCGCCAGUGAAAAAAUGCUCACUUCCAACCAGGGUAUAGUUUUUAAUCGCCAGAGACUUAAUGCAGAAGAGAAAGCAAUUGAAAUUCAAUGUGAAAAAGCUCUUAGUGUGCGAUCUGGCCAUAUUCUUCCUCAGAAAACUCCCCCUGGUAACAAAGUCCACAAAGACAAGGAGUGUGGGGAAACCUCUGUUCCGGGAUCGGAGUGCACUCCCUGUCAGCAAGGUCACUGCCCUGAGACACCUCCGCAAGGCAAGGAGUCCGGAGGGCCGUUUGGUUUGCCUUCAGGAACACCGGGUCUUCAGCAAGUUGACACUGGUGAGAAGUCCUAUGACUGUAAGGAGUGCGGGAAGUCCUUUACUUUGAAGUCAAAUUUGACACGACAUCGCAGAAUUCACACCGGCGAGAGGCCAUACACAUGUCACGGAUGUGGAAAAGCGUUUACACAGAAAUCCCAUCUCAUGUCACAUCAGAAGAUUCACACUGGAAAAACAGCUUACGUGUGUGGCGUCUGUGGGAAAGCUUUUCACUGUGACUCGAGCCUCACCAACCAUCAGAAUAUUCAUUUUCAUGCGGUUGAUGCCGGCAAGAAAGCAUACGAAUGUAAAAAAUGCGGCGUGGAUUUUGGUUGUCAUUCAAGUCUCAGUGAUCACCAGAAAACCCACGCUGGGGAAAAACCUUUUAAAUGUAAACACUGUGGGAAGCUCUUCAGGUUUCAUUCACAUCUUAGGGCGCACACACGAAUCCACACUGGAGUCAAGUCCUAUGAUUGUAAGGAGUGUGGGAAGUCCUUUACUUUGAGGUCAAACUUGAUGCGACAUCACAGAGUUCACACCGGUGAGAGGCCAUACUCGUGUCACGGGUGUGGAAAAGCAUUUACACAGAAAUCACAUCUCACGUCACAUCAGAAAAUUCACACUGGGGAAAAAGCUCAUGUCUGUGGCGUCUGUGGGAAAGCUUUUAGCCGCGGAUCAAGCCUGGCCAGUCAUCAAAAUAUUCAUUAUUACGUGGUUAACGCUGGCAAGAAAGUGUAUGAGUGUAAAGAAUGUGGCAAGGGCUUUGGUUGCCAUUCAAAUCUCAGCCGCCAUCAGAAAAUCCAUGCUGGAGAGAAACCUUUUAAAUGUAGGGACUGUGAAAAGACCUUUGGUCAAAGAGCACAUCUUACCAAACAUCAGAGAGUUCACACUGGCGAAGGCCCUGAUGAGUGUCAGAGUGUGGUCAAGUUUUUCCUUGAAGACCACAACUAUGUCGACGCAAGAAAGUCCAUAUUGGUGUGAAGUGAUGGAAUGUACGAGGAACGUAGGGAAGCCCUUAUUUGUGGUUCAUAUCAUACCCACACUAGAAUAUUCACACUAGUGGGAAGCCCUGAGUCUGAGGCACGUGGGAACACACACAUUGGGAGCGCAGGCUUUACUUGUCACCAGAACAUUCAAACUGGGGAAACAGAAAAAUCUGAGGAAUAUGGAAAGACUAUUCACGGUUCAAAGCUUAAAUCACCAUCAGAAAUGUAUACAGUGGGGGAGGGUCAGCAACCAGGCGUCUCCACCUCCUACCUCAGGGUCCCAGCAGCAGCAGGAUGCCCACUGCCACCGUUGCCCUGGCCCCACGUCUUUCACCAAGCACACACAGGACAUUCUCCAUGUAGGGAGAAUCCCGUGUGUAUUGCGUGGGAUCAUCACCUGUCAAUAAAAAGUCUGUUAGCUGAAAGAAGGAAAUUAGCAAGAAAUAGAAGUGGGACAUUUGGCAGAGAGAGAUUUGAACUUGGGGAGUUAGAUGGAGGCAGGAGCGUCCCGGAACUCUGGAGGAGACAGAAGCAUGAAACUGAGGACCUGUAACUAAUCCUGAGGACAGAAUAGGUUGACAGUUAAAUAAGUGACAAUCUAGGCAAGGAAUAAGCCCAAGCUUAUCACGUAGGCGUGUAUUUAUAAGAAAUGAAGUCUUGGAGUCAUUGUUCUAGAAAUGGAGGUCAGGCAGAAAAGCUCAGGACCGCCCCUCCUCUCCCUGCCCUUUUUCUGUCCACCCUGUCCAGAAGCAGCCUCUGUAUGCUCCCUCCCCAGUAAACCUCCCAGGCGAGACCUGCUACAGGUUGUGACUGUGUGGUGUCCAUUGCUUAGAUCAUAACAAGGAACCCUAAGUAUGUAAUGGAUAUGGGAAAUCCUUUAUCUGGUCUUCACAGCUUAUAGCUGUGGGUCACAGCUAUCGGAAAGUACAUAUUUCUUUUAAGAGUUUAAAUACAGUAUAAUUAUGUAAAGUUAAAGGGCACAUAAUUAAGAUUAGAUUAAAUUCAAUUAAUUUGAAUUUUUAGCUCAGAGCAUUCAUGCAGUGAUAUGAAACAUUGAUUUUUUUUAAAUGUCUAUUUGAUAGAUUCAAGAGCAUUUGCUCAAGUUGUUACCUACUAUUUGAAUAUAUGAUAUCCUAACAGUUUAAAAAAGCCAAAGUCUAAGAAAAUUUUUUGUUUGUUUUGUUUUGUUUUGUUUUUUGUUUUUUCAAGACAGGGUUUCUCUGUGUAGCCCUGGCUGUCCUGGAACUCACUCUGUAGACCAGGCUGUCCUGGAACUCAGAAAUCCGCCUGCCUCUGCCUCCCAAGUGCUGGGAUUAAAGGCAUGCGCCACCACUGCCCUGUAAGCCUAUGAAAUUUAAACAUUAGUUGUGAUAUAUAAAAAUAUACAAAUAUAUGUAUGUUAAUGUGUGUAUUAGUGUUCUAUGUGUAUCUAUUUUUUGCCUAUCUUUGAGAUUUUGAACUGUACAAGUGGAUGUGGCAGCCGUAAGGGUCCGUUGAUAAAUCAGAAAGCUCCGGCUGUGAUUCUGGGAUGUCAGUCAUGGUGUCUUCAGACGGCUCUGCUGAAGAUUAUAAAGCCUGUAAGUGACUGUUUGCACAUGGUCUUGAUACUGGCUUUGAUCAGGAAUCUCCUUCUGCUCUUCUGGGAUGUCAAUCGUGAUAUCUGGGCCUGAAUCAAGAGCUUUUGCUGCUCUUCUGGGAUGCCAUUUUUGCUACCUUGUCCUAUACCAAGAAACUUCUGCUGUUCUUCUGGGGUGUCAUUCAAGAUAUCUUCAUAUAGGUUGGCUAUAGAAAUUGGGCUCUGUGAUGUGAUCGUGUGUCCAAAGCCUUGAUACGGGCCCACUGGGGAGUGUGGCGUUGAAGAGCCAGAAGCCAUAUCUUGUGAAGAGGAAGAAAGUAGGCUUGAGUAUUCAUUAUGAUUCAGGUCUCCAGGAAAACAUUUCUUUUUUUUGGAUAACCUCGCAUUGUCCUCCUGACACGCCUCACUUGUUCAGUAAUAUCAUCUCUGAUGUCGAACACAUCCCACAUAGCGUGGAAGGAGUCAAAGCAGGAGCCUUCCUCUGCUUCAUGCACAUAGGGUUUACAGGAGACAGUAUAGUGAUGGGCAAGUGCCACAAAGAACGUUUUAAUGCAGAUUAUGAAAUCCUGCAGGCCUGUGGCCACACACUUUGCCAUUCCCAGGUAUGGUACUGCUUGCCAAAAGGAAACGAAGACCACGCGUUUCACACAGAGAAACUUGCCAGCGGGUUGUAUAGGGAUGAGCUCUUCCUUCAGGACUUUGUAAAACAGCAGCAGGCAGAACAUGGUGAACUGUCGUGACAGAUUGUUUAACAUAGCCAGGUAUGUCCAGGCAUUGGGUUUCAUAUUACCAGCGUGGUGACGGUGGUGAUUGGUCUGACCACAGUAUAUUGUGAUACUCCUAGCUUGCACCUGAAGCACAGCACCUCCCAGCACCCAUGGCAGGCAGCAGCACCACGGAGGGAGUUGGUUUCUCCAAUCUUUAGCUUCCAGGUGUAGCAUCUAGUUUGGGAAUGGGAUUGUCAGAUAGUUGGUAAGGAAUAUCAUAACGUUAUAGAUGACAUAAGCUUUGUAACACUCCAGGCAUCUACGUAUAUUCCAAUUUGGGGAUAUUUCAAAACUACCCAACUAUCCAAACUGUAUAUUGGGACCAUCCAAAGGAUCCUUCAGUUUUUGAAGUUUCCAAAUACAAAUGGGACCUGCGACCAGAAGAGCAGCUGAAUAAAUACCAGCAGGGGUCAGUUCCAUCUCCUCCGAAUAUUUCCACUACAUGCGCAAGGCAUCUUCAGAAACAAAUUCUCUCUAAAUAGCUGAGUCAACGAACUAAACCAAGAAUUUGGCAAGUUCUCUUUUUCAGUUGUCUUCUCCACUGGUGCCCUAGGGGAAGAUUUACCAGCAGCUGGUGGCGUGUGUUUUGCAGCUGCUGCAGCAGCGGUGGCCACUCAGGAUGCUCGCCGGUGCAGGCUGCAUCCUUGCCAGCCAACUUGCAUGCACCCGGUGCCACUGCGGCCUCACCUGGAGGUUACUCAGAAUCUCAGCUGCAUCAUGACCCCGAGGACAGUCGGGGUAACCUGGGGAUUCUGGGCACUCAGGGUCUGACCUGCAACUCUGCAUAUUUCUGAUGGUCGUAGGGACUGAGGCACUGCUCCAUUGCAAAAAUUGCAUUCACGAAACAGAAACAAGAAUGAAUUUAUGGUUGGGGGUUCCUAAGACGAUUGGAAAAGUGUUUUUUGAUGGCUGCUGCCACAGGUUGAGAACCGAUGUGACUUAUAACAUUCUUCUUUUUUUUUUUUUUUUUUAAAUCAGCAGUAUCAUUGUAAAAAGCUUUUAAAGCAAAAAGGCACUAAUUGGUCAUCAGUUAUACACAAAGAGGCAGUAGUGUAUAUUUAGAAGGUACAUUUCAAGGCAAUGUAGGUACAAAAAUUAUAUUUUGACAAGUGUCAUAUGCUGAUAGCUUAUAUUCUAGGCUAACAUUAAUGAUUUUUUUUCUAGUACAACCCAAAAGUCCAAAGAAAAUGGAAAAACAUUUUAAAAUGCAACUGAAAAUCAUGUCAAAGUAAAUCAGGCUAUACUAUAAAGGAGUGGAAAGCCUUGUGUGAAAUUUGCCACCUUGUGCUAACAUAACAGAAGUAAAUGGGGAGUGGACUGGACAGGAAAUUCCUGGAAAAAUGUAAAUUGUAUGUGUGUGUGUGUGUGUGUUUCACAAGGUACAUGUGCAGGGGUAUGUUCUCUCCUACCAUGGGGGUCUCAGGGAUCAAAUUGAAGUUGUCAGACUAGAAACCUUCAAAGCCUGGGCUCUGAAAGUAACAGAUUUGAAAUUUACCUGGAAUGUUAAAGCUUUUCUUUAAAUUUUACAUGGUUAAUUUUUGGUUCAGUCGUAAUUUCUUUCAUUAUUUUUAAUGUGUACGGUUGUUUUUCCUGUGUGUAUGCAGGUGCACCAGGU